Molecule: messenger RNA, 1494 nt
Organism: Aaosphaeria arxii CBS 175.79
Lineage: Eukaryota; Fungi; Ascomycota; Dothideomycetes; Pleosporales
Product: aldehyde dehydrogenase
Exons: 4
Coding region: 1-1494 (497 amino acids)
Molecular function (GO): succinate-semialdehyde dehydrogenase (NAD+) activity
Source: RefSeq, a predicted model, not a curated record
AUGCCUUUCAUCCAAGACGCCGGGGCGCCAGACGGCCUUCCUGUUGUUCCCCUGUACGUGAAUGGAAGCCCCCACCCCGUGGACAAAGACCGCCUAUUUCCCAUCGUGAAUUCCGUAGAGAAUAAAACUAUUCACUACGCUGUAUCUGCAGACCCCGACUCUGCGACACGAGCCUGCGAUGCAGCAUCCGAGGCCUUCAAGUCAUGGCGGAAAACAUCGCCUGCGCAUCGUCGCUCGCUGCUUCUCAAGGCGGCGGACGUACUUGAUCGCAGACGGGAGGAAAUCAUGGACUGGCAGGUCAGAGAGACGAGCUGCCCCAAGGAAUUUGCGGCGUUCAACAUAAUGGCGGGCGCGAUGUAUGCAAGGGAGAUCGCGGCCGCGACCAGUGAGAUUCGAGGCACGGUAUCACAGAGGCUGUCGAAGCCAGAUGGGGAGGAAAUCGGUGGCCUUACUAUUGUUGUGCGGGAGCCGGUGGGCGUAGUACUCAUCAUCCCUCCUUGGAAUGGGGCAGUCAUCUUGCCAGUCCGCGCAAUCAGUAUGGCUUUGGCGGCUGGAUGUGCAAUAGUCGUCAAAGCAUCUGAGCUUUGCCCUCGCCUCCACAGUGUCCUUGUGGAAUGCUUCGAAGAAGCCGGUAUCCCUAAGGGAGUCUUGAACAUCAUCCAAGCGAAGAGAGAGGAUGCUGUGCAAGUGGUUGAAUCGAUAGUAUCACAUAAAGCUAUUCGAAAGGUCGAUUUCAUUGGCAGCGCUGCAGUUGGUAGCAAGAUUGGCCAAGUAUGCGCCAAAUACCUAAAACCAAUCCUGAUGGAACUGGGCGGUAAGGGCCCUGCGAUAAUUCUAGAAGAUGCAGAUCUGCAAAAGGCCGCUCAACUCUGUGCUAUGGGUGCCGUCGCCGAUCAUGGACAGUUGUGCUUUUCCACCGAACGGAUCAUCGUACACAAGAGUGUUUAUGAUCGCUUUGUUGCGAUCCUCACGGCCAUUUUCUCCAAGAUUCCCGCAGCCGGCGAUUCUGUUACAAGACAAUCAGCAACGCAUGCCUACGAUGUCCUAGUAGACGCUCAAGAGAAGGGCGCAAAGUUUCUCGUCGGCGGACCUGAAUACAUCCGUCCGACAAGUCUAAAGCCAACCCUCGUUACAAAUGUUUCGCGCGAUGCUCGAAUAUGGGACGAAGAGACUUUUGGUCCAUCCGCAUCAGUGUACAUUGCAGAAGACGACGACGAUGCAAUUGCGAAGGCCAACGACUCAGCGUACGGGUUGAACGCCGCCGUCCACAGUACGAGCUGGGAGCACGCUUACAAUGUAUCUAAGCAACUUGAGUACGGCCAGGUUCACAUCAACAACAUGACACCUUCAGAUUCUCCCGGAGCACCGAUUCGGGGAGUGAAGGGGUCUGGGUGGGGACAAUCGAAUUCGAUUUGGGGGAUCCACGAGUUCAGCAUCGAGAAAACACUGUCAUUCCAUCCGUCGGAGGUCAACCCUCUGAUUAUGCCCUCAUGA